Messenger RNA from Exophiala oligosperma, 1320 nucleotides. RefSeq lists its product as uncharacterized. Lineage: Eukaryota; Fungi; Ascomycota; Eurotiomycetes; Chaetothyriales; Herpotrichiellaceae. The record is from RefSeq and is a predicted model, not a curated record. Gene Ontology annotation, biological process: transmembrane transport. Gene Ontology annotation, cellular component: fungal-type vacuole membrane. Bases 1 to 1320 code for a protein of 439 amino acids. The transcript has 2 exons. Gene Ontology annotation, molecular function: transmembrane transporter activity.
AUGGGGUCUCAACGAGAAACAACCCCGACGCCGCCGAGCGUCGAAGGAAAAGCACCCUCCAACGAUCCCGAACUUGGGCAAGAAGAAAAGUCCCAAAGUGGCGACCUGACGAAACCUGAAUUCGACCCUCCCCCUGACGGCGGCCUCCAGGCCUGGCUUGUGACAGUCGGCGCAGCUUGCAUUACAUUCUCGGCCUUAGGUUUCGUCAACGCCUUCGGCGUUUUCGAAGAAUAUUAUCUAUCACAUCAAUUGACAGACAAGUCACCGGACGACAUAGCCUGGAUCGGAUCAAUAGCAGCCUUCCUCCAGUUCGCCGUGGGUGCGGUUGCUGGGCCAAUCUUUGAUCGGUACGGCAUCUGGAUCCUCCGCCCAGCCAUACUGACGUUUGUGUUUGCCUUGAUGAUGGUCAGCAUCUGUAAGGAGUACUGGCAAUUCAUGCUGGCUCAAGGCGUCCUACUGGGGCUGGCCUUGGGGCUGUUGACUUUCCCACCAUUGGGAGCGCUCUCUCAGUACUUCGACAAAAAGCGAGGCGCUGCAUUCGGCCUGGCAAUAUCAGGGUCGUCUAUUGGAGGGAUUGUCUUUCCGAUCGCCCUGUCCAAGAUGCUAAACGAUUCCUCUCUGGGAUUCGGGUGGUCGGUGCGCAUCAUGGGAUUCGUGCUGCUGCCGUUGAUGGCAUUUGCUUGCAUAAUUGUCAAACCCCGCCUGCCGCCUCGGGCUACGACCUUCUUCAUCUGGAGAGCUUUUACUCAAGCGAAUUUUGUGCUGCUGAUUGGAGCCCUCUUCUUCAUGUUCAUCGGGAUGUGGACGCCACUCUUCUACCUCCCAUCAUAUGCAGUCUCUAGAGGCAUGGACCCCACUCUGGCUUCGUAUCUCCUCGCAAUCCUUAAUGGAGCUUCAACAUUUGGUCGAAUUGUUCCCGGCAUACUCGCAGACAAAUUCGGAAGGUUGAACAUAUUUGCAGCAGGUGGCCUCUCGACAGGUAUCUUGAUCUUCUGCCUAACAAAGGCCGAUAGCACCGCGGGGUUGGUGGUAUAUGCGAUUUUCUUUGGCUUUGCCUCGGGAACUAUCAUUUCGGGGGCCACGGCAGCUUUCACUCUUUGCACCACCAAUCCUCAGGAGGCAGGCACAUUCAUGGGUCAGGGUCUGGCCAUAGGAUCACUUGCAUCUUUGAUCGGUCCUCCAGUCAAUGGUGCCCUUGUCCAGCACUACGGAGGAUAUUGGGAGGUAUCAGUCUUCAGUGGGACCAUGUGUCUGGUGGGUGGUUGUAUUGCAUUUGCCAGUAAGGCUGCAACUGCAAAAGGACUCAGAGGUAGGGUGUGA